Messenger RNA from Aplysia californica (California sea hare), 3733 nucleotides. RefSeq names its product zinc finger protein 616. Gene Ontology annotation, molecular function: DNA-binding transcription factor activity, RNA polymerase II-specific; RNA polymerase II transcription regulatory region sequence-specific DNA binding. NCBI's taxonomy places the organism in Eukaryota, Metazoa, Mollusca, Gastropoda, Aplysiida, Aplysiidae. The coding region runs from base 740 to 3358 and encodes 872 amino acids. The transcript is spliced from 2 exons. Gene Ontology annotation, cellular component: nucleus. The record is from RefSeq and is a predicted model, not a curated record. Gene Ontology annotation, biological process: regulation of transcription by RNA polymerase II.
UUCAGCCACACCCAGCGUGAGCUAUCCUUCUCGGAUAAAGACGAACAAUUUUGGAGGUUUUGAAAUCAGGUGUUCUUAUGACAAUGCCAGCUCAGUGAAGUUGAGUCCUUUAGAGCUUGGAAAACAGACCCACCACAUUUGCCUUUCAGAGAACUUCGGUGUCAUAUAUUUUAUCCUGUCAUUUGAUCCCGAGAAUAACCCUGAGGCAUUUCUUUCAAAUGGAAAUACAUGUACAAGUAAAUAACAUGCCAUAGGUGGGCAUAUAAUGCCAUAUGGCCCUAAUACCCCUUUCUAUUACGGAGUCUCUCCUUGAACAACCAUCUUUGUUUCUGCAAGUGGAGAGCUACUUUCAUUAAAAAAGAAGUCAAAAGAGGAAGCGAAAGUAGAAUGAUAAAAGCGAUGAAAAAUCAAAGAUGAUAGGAUGAGCCUUGUGUAUUCUAUUCAGCAAUGAAAUGGUGUCAACGACAUGAACAGUAUGACCAAAAAGCGACUCCACGCUUUGAGUCGUCGAACUUAGAGAAUAACGUUGGUCUUUGAAGCUUCCUGGUUCAUGCCUUGUGGUGGGCUCUCUGCAUGACAGUGGUUCAUUGAACUCAAUCUCAGAUCUGUCAGUGCCAGGGACAGUGAGGGCCUUCUUCAGUAUUUCAGCUUCAUUUGUUUGCUGCCAUUACAGCUGUUGUUGUUUCAUCUGCAUGGAAACUUGAUUAGUAGGUUCCACUAAGUGUGGAGCAUUACAAACAUGUUUCGCUUUGAUCCAGACAAAAAUUGUGGUGAAGCUUUUAAUGUUUCAGGACAUAUAGAUGUCUUCAUUGAUGGAGAGUUUUUCUCGAGGAGUAAGUUUACCAGGACUGUCAAGAUUGACCUGGUGUUGAACUCAAGCAAUGAUACCGAAAGCUCCAAAGAUUCGUUAUUUACUAAUUUCAGAGACAGUGAACUCACAGGUCUUAUGACUUGUAAAAAAGAAGAAAGUUCACUCUGUUGCGAGGUUCCCUCAGCAUCCUCAAACAGUAGUCCCCUUGAGUCUCUUACAUCUCUUUCAAGUCAGGUUCCUUCAGAAAUCAGCAAAACUCGUCCAGUCAAAAGCUGUCAUUCCUCUCCUGAUCAAGACUCAGGGUCUGUCAGCGAAAAUGAUUGUGAAGAUACAAAUUUUAGACCAGAGACUUUAUUAACUUUAGGAAAAGGAAAGGAAACUUUGAAAAAUAGUAGUUUGGCAAAGAUAGAAUUGUCGCAAAUUUGUACGAGAAAAACUAAAAACACCUUGAUGCAUGUUGAUAAUGACUUAACAUUAAAGGAAGUUCAAAAGGUUUGUCAUUGGGAUACCUGGUCCCUAUGUGAGAAUCAACAUGGUAUACUGGCCAAAGGCAGCUCUACAAACCCAGAAAAUUCCGCUGUCAGUGCAGCCACUCUGAUGUUACCAAAACAAGAAACCCAAGAACACCAUGAUAAUCUUAAAGUCUCAUGUUUGGUGGAGAAAGAUGGUCGGACUGCUUGCUCUGUUACUGUUAAUGAACACUGGAAUGUGAACCAAAGAAAUGAGCAGAUAGUCACUGACUCUGUUGUAUUGGAUGUAGAAGAAAUUCUAGAAGAUUCCAGUGUGGAAAAGAAAGCAGAUGAAAAAAGGAGUUGUGACGCUAGUAGUGCAAUUGUUUCGAGUUGUACCAUUCACAAGGCAACCAAGCGAAAAGGAUGCAGUGAACGAGAGAAGGACACUGUUGUGAAAGACAAAGUUGCCAAAAGACCAACAGAAGAAGUGGCCAGUGGCAAGCGUCUUGCCCCCCGGUUCACUUGUGAACUCUGUGGAAAGACAUUUUCAUCCAGAAGAGCUAAGGUAGAGCACCGUUUAAAUCCAGAGUGUGAGGUGAUGUGUCGGGUGUGUAACACCGUUCACUUCUCUCAAGGCUCAUUGUUGGCUCACUAUUGCUGUGUUCACCCUGAGGUACAGGACCUGAAACAACAGUUUGAUGAUGAAUUCCCAUGGGUGGAUUUGAAAGUUUUCAGAGACAAAAGUGAUUGUCCUCUGUGCUUGAAGUCUGUGAGUGAUCGUGGGUGCGUGGUACAUUUUGACUCUGUUCACUUCUCCAAUCCAUUGUAUCUGUGUUGUGUGUGUGGAGAAAAGUUUAGAACAGAGUUGUUAUGGAGAGAACAUUGCUCCUCACGGCACGGUAAGAAAACGGCUACCCGUCGAUUGGUAAAAGUAAAUGAACACAGAACUGGUAUUUCUUUAAAAGAUAGUAAAACAAAAGAUGUUGUGAGUGAAGAAUGUGACAUGGAUGGACAAGAUGCAAAUAUUAACAGUAAUUUUCAUUGUAAAUAUUGUAAGAAGACAUUUGGAAAUUAUAAUCUAUUAUUGGCUCAUCGAAGAAAGAAGAAGAUCGGUGCGGCCACCUGUGGACGCUGUGGGUUAAGUUUUUCUGAGCAGGCUUAUUUAAUAGCACAUGAAAGAAGAAAGCAUGGUAUUGGCCCAGCUGAUAAAUUAGCUGAAAGUAUGGAAAACCCCGGUAUGAUUGAUUGUCCUAUUUGUUCAGCUAAGAUGAAGAAUGGAUCCCUGAUUGAACACAUUAGAAGAAAUCAUGCAAGUGAUUUUAGUUAUAAGUGCUGUGUUUGUGGGUAUAAUUGCAAAACAAGAGAUGCCUACGCCCGACACUGUGAAAAAAAGCACACAGAGAAAAAGAAGAGUAAACCUAUUUUUCAGUGCUCAGUGUGUAAUGAAAAAUGCCAAACUGUGAGUGAAUUCAACAGUCAUAAAGCAACGCAUUGGAAAACUUGCAUUUUCUGUGGCGAUAACUUACCCAUGCGUAGUCAUCUACAGCGACAUUAUGAGGAGAAGCACCUGGAAAAGCUGCUGCCAUGUGAUCACUGUGACAGGAAAUUCCCAUCUCUGAAGACGUUGCGCACUCACCAGAAGUACGUUCAGUUCCUCCCCAGGCGUCCCUGCCCAAAGUGUGGGGUCAUGUUAUACUCUUUACGGAAUCAUAUGAAAUCUAUGCAUCCAGAAGUUGAGGUGCACGCACAGUGCAAUGUUUGUGGCAAAACGCUCAAGAAUGAGAGGUCUCUAAAGGAGCAUAUAGUGCGGGCUCAUGGCAAUCGACAGAUAAUUUGUUCUGUGUGUUCAAAAGUCUUCAGGCAUGCAGGGGCUUUGAGGAAACAUCUCACAACUGUUCACUUUGUUGAAAAGGUAUACGAGUGUCAUAUUUGUGGGAAAAAAUGUUCCCAGAAGUACAAUCUAAAGAUUCACAUGCGAGUCCAUUCCUUGCACAAAGCUUUCUCUUGUCCUGUUUGCAGCCAGGGAUUCAACUACAAGGCCUCUUUGCAGAGCCACAUGCGUUCUAAGCACCCUGAUCAUGAGCCUAUUCCAUGAAUGGAACCCAUAUAUAAAAUGGGUACCUUUUUAACUUUAUUGUUGUGUAUUGGUUCUGUUUUCCUGCACUGGCUUCUGUGGUGUAGCAGUUACGGCUUCACCCUUGCAUGCAGAAGACACGGCUUUGAUUCCAGUGACAGGAGAAUAUUUUUUAUUUGAUAUGUUCAUUUUUAUGAUGGGACACUGCAUUGUAUUCCUCUCCUUUUAAGUUAACCCUGACAGGAAGGGUGGAAUCAGAUUGCCUCCUAAAUGUGAAGAGUGCUGAUAAAAUUAAGUUACUUCUCGGAUUCGAACCCAAAUGGAAAAAGGUACAUCACGCUUGUAGCCUACUUAUAAGUGGAGUUUUUUUCAAUUUAUAAAUAUGAAAUAAUAAAA